This is a messenger RNA of Beta vulgaris subsp. vulgaris (sugar beet), 812 nucleotides long. RefSeq names its product 50S ribosomal protein L29, chloroplastic. Gene Ontology annotation, biological process: translation. Bases 175 to 681 code for a protein of 168 amino acids. Gene Ontology annotation, molecular function: structural constituent of ribosome. The transcript has 2 exons. Gene Ontology annotation, cellular component: chloroplast; ribosome. Lineage: Eukaryota; Viridiplantae; Streptophyta; Magnoliopsida; Caryophyllales; Amaranthaceae. The record is from RefSeq and is a predicted model, not a curated record.
AAUAAAAAAGAAAUAAAAAAAAAGUGGGGGGAAGAAAGAAGAGACACUAUUCUCUACUCAGAGAGCAAGGAUAAAGAGAAACCUUAUCUAUCAACAACCAAAGUUUCACUUCUAGCAUAGCUCAUUAGCUCUCAAAGCAGAGCAUAACUGCAUAACCAAAGGGUAAAGGCGAAAAUGUUGGCAAGCCACUCUCUCUCCUCAAUUCCUUCCUCUCCUAGUCUCACAUUUCCACCAAAAUCCACACUUCUUGCUAAAUCCUCAUUUCAUGGCCUUCGUCUUCCCAGCUUCAACCCAACUCCCAUCCUUCGCCUCCGCGCACAAGCGUCACCUUCUACGGUGGUAAUGAUGGCUAAAAGAGAGGAAGAAUUGAAGGAAAUAAGAACCAAAACCAAUGAAGAACUUAACGAAGAAAUUUUACAGCUUAAAGGUGAGCUCUUUAUGCUCCGCCUUCAAAGAUCUGCUCGUGAGAAUUUCAAGCCCAGCGAUUUCAGUCGUAUGCGCUCAAGGGUUGCACGCAUGCUUACUGUAAAGAGGGAAAGAGAGAUAGAGCAAGGAGUUGGCAAGAGGUUAUCGAGGAAGCUUGACAAGCAGUGGAAGAGAAGCAUUGUUAUUAAGCCACCUCCUUCACUCAAGAACUUGCAAGUAGAAAAGGCAAGUGCCGAGGCUGCUGAAGCCUCCUGAGCUUAAUAUUUGUUAGUAAUGUAUUCAUACUAAAGAUUUUUUCUAGCCAUCUGUGGUAGGAGUUAUAUUUCAGUAUCUCAAUCGCCUUCUGUAUCACACUAUCCAUCUGUAAAUUUCGGUUCUUCCUGUUC